Molecule: messenger RNA, 2236 nt
Organism: Cherax quadricarinatus
Lineage: Eukaryota; Metazoa; Arthropoda; Malacostraca; Decapoda; Parastacidae
Product: collectin-12
Molecular function (GO): signaling receptor activity
Source: RefSeq, a predicted model, not a curated record
UAGCUUUCUUCCUUCUGCGCUUCCACUAACGUGUAUAUAACUCAGCGCUGAUAGAGACACACAUGUAUAUACACACACACCACUACAUGAUCUUCGUCAUGGGUCACCUGGGCUGCUUCGUGGCGACGGUGGUGUUAUCGUUGGCGUCUUCUUCAGACGCCACCCUUAUCUUCGACGCCACCCACGUGAAGGUGAUAACGGGGGAGUCGCUGGCACUUAACUGCGGCGUCGAACAGGACUUCCGUCACUGUGUCUGGGAGAACGACAGAGGAAAUAUAUUUCAGGUAGAGGAUGUCCACACUGGCUUUCACCAUGGGAUGAGAGCUCCGGAGGACCUCACGAACAACCAGUGCGGCAUUAUCAUUGACUCUGUCAGUAAUGAGGAUCUUGGAGAGUGGAGAUGCACUGUGCACCUACCUGGCCGGUCACUGACAGGCUCAAGGAGAGUUGAAAUAACAGAGGCGGAAGAAUGCCUUGGGUCGUUUUUGAGGUUGGGAGGAGAGUGUUAUUACUUCCAUGAAGACAGUGCAAUGAACUGGCAAGACGCCCGCGACUACUGUAGAUCCUUGGGGUCACUGGCGGACCUGGCUGUAGUGAACGACUGUCAUCAGUUAUCUCUUAUCUGGAACCACAUCCUCAUGUACUAUGAAACAACUUGGCACUGGAUCGGCGGCAACGACAAGGAAGAGGAAGGUUCUUUUUAUUUUGUGGAUGGAAGCGCAGUACCGGAGGGAACACCUUUCUGGCGUCCUGGGGCUCCAGAAAGCGAUGGGGACUGUCUUAAUUUAUCCGAGAAACACGGAUAUUUCAACGAUUAUCCCUGUGAUAAUGUAGCCCCUUUUAUCUGCCAACAAUUAUCUGAACAAUAUGUUUGAUAAAGUCAAUACUGAACUGAUGAAGUUAUGUAUAGCUACCGCUGACGAAGUUAUUCCCCACCACAAGUGGCAAAAUUACAUACAGCCACUGAUGGCGAAACUACUUACCGCCACCACAGGUGAGCCAAGCAAUGCAACCAUUGGCGAAGCUAUAUUCUUUCAAAACUGGCGAAGUUAUACGUCGCCGCCGCUACUGGCCAUCUGCAACCAUUGUAACUAAAUAUAUUGACUUGAAUUAUCAAGAAUUUUGAGUGCGAGUAAAAGGAAGUUUUUUGACCAGUUAUCUUACGGAAACCAAUAAACCCUAUUUUUUCUCAAAUUGCUAUACAAAUAGUAAAACAUGCACAUACACAGCCUAAAAUUCUUCUUCUGAUUAGAUCCAUCAAUGAUGAAAGCUUGAAAAAGUUUUAAAAAUUGACAGUAAGUUUGAAGCCGCUCGGAACUUUCUCGUAGAAGUGUAGUUUCACAGAAAUCGCUAUGUUAUUUUACUUAUGAAAUUGGCAGAUUGGCAGUGACACAUCUUAAUAACAAUACGAACCUUUCGCUUACUAACAAUCACCGGCAUUGAAAAUUUUAAAUUAAUCAGGUGAAGCAUUCUCAAGGUAUUGCAUGAUAACCUUGGAAGAAGGACAAUCAACAAUCAUUCAAGAUAACGGGAUUCCCUAAUUAUUCUUUCAAAUGUAAUUUCUCCAGAUUUUCCAAGUAUGAUUAUAAUCUCAAAUGACCGCAUGAAAUCCAUAGAUGUGCUCCUCAGUCUUGGUAAUAGGCUUCUUAGAAUGUGCCAUAUACAUUAUACCUAACUACCUCUACCAGUCUGGGUACCAUGCAGUUUUUGUUAGUAUGUUACAACUUUCAUGUCAAUACACAUCGAUAUUUCAAACCUAUCCUUAAUAAAACAAUGCAAAAAAAAAAGGGAAAUUAAGAGAAUUUAAAUCCAAAAUUCACAGAUUUGCAACACUAAAUGACGUUUUAUUUUGAUACAAAUGUUUCGAGAAGUAGGUACGCUUUUUGGAAAUUACAAAAAAUAGGUCCAUGGCAGUGUACCUGCAUACAUACUUCACCCUCAUGCCAUUAAGUAUAUCUAGAUAUGAUACCGCAUAUUUUUAACAUAGAGUAAACAACAUUAUAGCUGACUGGUAGAAACUUGACAAAGAAAAACUAAUAAACGUCCCCAUGUGUCAAGAAAUUGAACAUAAAACUAGAAAAUGAGAAACAGAUAAACGCUGUGAACCUGCUUUCAUUUCCCUUCCUGGUUUACUUUCUCAAACUGCUUCCUAGACUAAAAAAUGAACACAAGACUGAUUCCUUCCAUUUCUUUCCAGCAAUAAACACAGUUUUGUAAUUUUUAGUCAGCUAGCGAA